AUGAACGAGGAUCUAGCAAGAGAGCGCUCCAAGGCAACCUUUUCGGUGGAAAGAAUCACAAAUCUGCUAGAUGGAUGCCCUCAUCGAAGACAACGUCGUCGGCAACUCGAAGCCAUCAUUGAACGAGAUCCCGUCUUUUCCAACGACGACAACAUUUACCUUUCCCGCAAAGAGCGUCAUGUCCGCGCCAUUGCCAAGGGUGUUCGAUUGGUGGAAGUGUGUGGCAAACUGGGCAUUGGUACCCAGGAGGAACGGAUCUUUGACAGUCCCGAUUGGUUGACCCUGCUGAAUGCCAUUGCCGAUGAUUUGCCAUUGGGAAUUCAUUGGGUCAUGUUCACUCCCAAUAUUAUUAGUCUCUUUGAUGAUGAACAGCAAGCCAAAUGGCUUCCCCAGUGUCUUUCUUUUGAAAUGAUUGGAUGUUAUGCCCAGACAGAAUUGGGACAUGGAUCCAAUAUUCGAGCCUUGGAAACCACAGCAACCUUUCUUCCAGAGGCAAAAGGAGGAAUGAAGGGAGGUUCUUUUGUCAUUCAUUCACCCACAUUAACCAGUGCCAAGGCUUGGCCAGGAACCUUGGGCAGAGUAGGCACACAUGCCAUCGUCAUUGCUCAGCUCAUUGAUGGAAAAGGCAAGAACCAUGGAAUCCACAAUUUUCUAGUUCCUCUGCGGUCACCAGACACGCACAAGCCAUUACCUGGCGUCACGUCGAUUGAUCUGGGUCCCAAACUUGGAUUCAACAACAUGGACAAUGGAUUGGCCAGCUUUGAUCAUGUUGUGAUUCCACGUCGAAACAUGGCCAUGAGAUUUGCUCAUGUGGAUGAGCAAGGCAAUUAUAGCAAGAAGCAAGUCUCUCGAGCAGCUUCCAAGAUUGCCUACAUCACCAUGAUGCAGGUGCGAGCCCAUAUCAUUCAUGAGGCUAGCAAGCAUUUGGGAAUUGCCUGUACCAUUGCCAUUCGAUACUCGGCAGUUCGCCGUCAAGGCUACAAUGCAACCGACAACGAUACCGCUCAAGAGCUACAGAUUCUGGACUACAAACAACAACAGCAUCGACUCUUUUCGUCCCUGGCAGCCGCCUAUUGCUUCUUCUUUUCGGGCAAAAAGGUAUUGGCACGGCUCAAUGACAUGGAGGCCCGUCUUGCUGCCAACAAGACCAUGACCAAAGCAGAAACGACGGAUAUUCAUGCAUCUUCGUCAGCGUUAAAGUGCCAUACGAGUACCAUUGCUGGUGACGGUUUGGAAGAUUGCCGGAAAGCUUGUGGGGGUCAUGGCUUCUUGCAAUGCAGUGGACUCCCAGAACUGGUGUGCACAUACGUACAUCAUGCCACUGUCGAGGGCGACAAUCACAUGCUGCCACAACAAGUAGCCAAGGUUCUCCUCAAGCUGGUACAAGCAGUGGAUGGCGGACAAGAGUUAAGUGACUACCUGAACUGCGACUGCGGUCUCCUCAUCCCGUCCAUUCAGAGCAUUUUGGGGGGAGAUACACCACAAUUCACUUGUACGGCUUCGACCGAAGCCGAGUUGCAGUCCAUGUCUGUGCUUCUCGCGGCCUUUCGACACCGAGCAGCGAGACUUCUGGUGGAUAUCUACCGGCUGAUGCAAACAUCCAUGGCCGAGGACGGUAAGAGUGCCCAAGAUGCGUGGAAUGAGGCACUUGUCGAAAUGGCACGGUGUACACACGCCUACGCCCAGUUCCUGCUACUCUACAAUUUCCAAGUAGGUCUGGAAGAUGAGGCGAAAAGAUGUACUUUGGGCACCAGCGAGAUUGAGGUGUUGUCGCAGUUGACACUGCUUUGUGCUUUUUCCUGGAUGGAACGGAGCAUGGGAGACUUUUUGGAGGAUGGAUGUCUGACGCCAGAGCAAUCUCGUUGGGUCCGCUCUGGUGUGAGGAGGUUGCUGGAUGCGAUCCGACCCAAUGCCGUGGCGUUGGUAGAUGCCUUUGAUAUUUCUGACUUUCGAUUGAAGAGCGUCCUAGGCCGGUAUGAUGGAAAUGUGUACCCGGCGCUGGUGGAAGCCGCCAAGCGAGACCCACUCAAUCAGACAGAGCCAGGUCCUGGGUGCGAGCAACUACUCCGUCUCGUUGGCGGUGGUCGUGUUUUCACGCCCACAACAUCAAGACUGUAG
Seminavis robusta is the source of this 2118-nucleotide messenger RNA. The record is from the annotation of a GenBank genome assembly. Lineage: Eukaryota; Bacillariophyta; Bacillariophyceae; Naviculales; Naviculaceae.